Messenger RNA from Arabis nemorensis, 2028 nucleotides. The record is from the annotation of a GenBank genome assembly. NCBI's taxonomy places the organism in Eukaryota, Viridiplantae, Streptophyta, Magnoliopsida, Brassicales, Brassicaceae.
AUGUCUGAAAAUCGUGCACUCCAGCGAGCUCAUAUUCUCGCCAAUCACAUCCUUCAAUCAUCUCCUCCACCUUCGAGCAUCUCCCUCACGCGCGAGGUAUGUCUGCAAUACUCACCACCGGAGCUUAACGAGAGCUAUGGAUUCGAAGUCAAGGAGAUGAGGAAAUUGCUCGACGGGCAUAACAUAGAGGAUCGGAAUUGGCUUUAUGGGCUUAUGAUGCAGAGCAAUCUGUUUAAUCAGAAAGAGAGAGGUGGUAAGAUUUUCGUCUCGCCGGAUUACAAUCAGACGAUGGAGCAACAACGAGAGAUCACCAUGAAACGGAUCUGGUACUUGCUCGAUAAAGGGGUUUUCAAAGGAUGGUUAACGGAGACGGGUCCUGAGUCCGAGCUCAGGAAAUUAGCUUUGCUCGAAGUUUGUGGGAUUUAUGAUCACUCCGUAUCCAUUAAACUCGGUGUUCAUUUUUUCUUGUGGGGUAAUGCUGUGAAGUUCUUUGGAACAAGGCGUCACCACGAAAAGUGGCUGAAGAACACCGAAGAUUAUGUUGUCAAGGGAUGUUUUGCAAUGACUGAGUUAGGCCAUGGAAGUAAUGUUCGGGGAAUUGAAACAGUGACUACUUAUGACCCAAGAACUGAGGAGUUUGUGAUUAAUACUCCCUGUGAAUCUGCUCAGAAGUAUUGGAUCGGUGGGGCAGCUAAACAUGCAACCCACACAAUUGUGUUUUCACAGCUUAACAUAAACGGAACCAACCAGGGGGUUCAUGCCUUUAUCGCGCAAAUUAGGGAUCAAGAUGGCAACAUAUGUCCAAACAUCCGCAUUGCCGACUGUGGACACAAAAUUGGUUUAAAUGGUGUUGACAAUGGCCGAAUAUGGUUUGACAAUCGUCGUAUUCCAAGAGAGAAUUUAUUGAACUCAGUUGCUGAUGUUUCGUCUGAUGGAGCGUAUGUGAGCGCAAUUAAAGAUCCUGAUCAGAGAUUUGGAGCAUUCAUGGCUCCUUUGACCUCUGGUCGGGUCACGAUUGCAUCAAGUGCAAUUUAUUCUGCUAAGGUCGGAUUAGCCAUUGCUAUAAGGUACUCACUAUCGAGAAGAGCCUUCUCUAUCACAGCCAAUGGUCCUGAAGUCCUCCUCCUUGAUUAUCCAAGCCAUCAAAGGCGACUACUACCACUCCUAGCAAAGACAUAUGCUAUGAGUUUUGCUGCAAAUGACUUGAAGAUGAUUUACGUGAAGAGGACACCUGAAACCAACAAAGCCAUCCAUGUUGUUUCAAGUGGGCUCAAAGCUGUUCUCACCUGGCACAAUAUGCGAACACUUCAGGAAUGUCGUGAAGCUGUUGGAGGACAAGGUGUGAAAACAGAAAAUCUAGUUGGUCAGUUGAAAGGUGAAUUUGAUGUGCAGACUACAUUUGAGGGUGACAAUAAUGUAUUGAUGCAGCAGGUGAGCAAGGCACUUUUUGCUGAAUAUGUAUCGUGUAAGAAGAGAAACAAACCUUUCAAAGGAUUGGGAUUGGAGCACAUGAACAGUUCUCGUCCUGUAUUGCCAACUCAACUCACAUCUUCUACCCUCAGAUGCAACCAAUUCCAGUCAAAUGUCUUCUGCUUAAGAGAGCGAGAUCUUCUGGAACGAUUUACUUCUGAAGUUGCACAGCUUCAAGGAAGGGGAGAAAGUCGAGAGUCAUCUUUCCUCGUGAAUCAUCAACUUGCUGAAGACUUGGGUAAAGCUUUCACAGAGAAAGCAAUACUCCAAACCAUUUUGGAUGCUGAGGCCAAACUACCUGCUGGCUCAGUGAAGGAUGUGUUAGGUCUUGUGAGAUCAAUGUACGCAUUGAUCUGCUUGGAAGAAGAUCCAUCGUUGCUUAGAUACGGCUACCUCUCUCGGGAUAAUGUUGUAGAUGUGAGGAGAGAAGUGUCUAAGCUGUGUGGAGAGCUUAGACCUCACGCGCUUGCACUCGUGGCUUCAUUCGGGAUUCCAGACGCGUUCUUGAGCCCGAUUGCAUUCAACUGGGUCGAAGCCAACGCUUGGUCUUCAGUUUAG